CAAAUUCUCAAAAAAGGAAACCCAAAGGCUCAAGGGCUGAACGUUGCGAACUGCAGAUGUUACUUCAGCCCGCUCACAAUUGUGCUUGCAAUGCAUCGACUUCGCUCUCUUUCUCUUUCUCGUAUAUAUACCGCACAACCCGCCUCUCAUCCCUGCACUUUGCUAAUGAAUCCCACCUACGAGGACUCACAAACAAGCCCUCUCAGCAGCGACGGAUCGCGCCUUGCGCAUGGUCUCCCGGACUCAAGUGCGCCUGAUCUUGCAUCGUUGAUCACCAACACCGUCACUCUGUUGUCACUGCCUGCGAUUGGUCUCACGCUCUCUCUGUGUGCGGUAUUCACCGCAUUCGUCCUCUGGGCCGCGCCAGGAAGGGUCUCUCGUGCAAUGGUGGCCGACGUCGAACAAGCCGAUGGAGAGUUCUGUGAUGCUGCCGAGCUGGGAGCUGUACAGUUUCGUGGAGAGAUGGCCAAUGAACUCGAACAACUACGCACGACGGCAUCGGUGCUCAGGGAGGAGUAUCUGAAGAGUUCUCUUUCGUACCAGAGCAGUGUCCUCUACCUCUUGAAGGGAUGCCCCAUCAGACUCGUUCUCUGCCGACGCGCAAUCCAAGUCUUCCGAACUCGCACUGAGAUUGCCAAGGAGACGCAUAAUCGCGUGCCACCAGAGCCGGAACCUAUUGUGUUCCGGCGUCGUAGAGCUACUGCUCAAACACGUCCCGGCUCGUAACCGCCAUCUUUCCGUCAGUGGACUCUUGUAUCAUCGUUGUCACAAUCUAUCCUGUACCCACCGAGUUCUACAUAUCAUGUUCUACCCAUCAUUUCAUGGACCGUAAUCUAUGUUCAGUCU
Mycena citricolor is the source of this 846-nucleotide messenger RNA. The record is from the annotation of a GenBank genome assembly. NCBI's taxonomy places the organism in Eukaryota, Fungi, Basidiomycota, Agaricomycetes, Agaricales, Mycenaceae.